Molecule: messenger RNA, 2217 nt
Organism: Vanessa tameamea
Lineage: Eukaryota; Metazoa; Arthropoda; Insecta; Lepidoptera; Nymphalidae
Product: pentatricopeptide repeat-containing protein 1, mitochondrial
Exons: 4
Coding region: 99-2195 (698 amino acids)
Biological process (GO): tRNA 3'-end processing
Cellular component (GO): mitochondrial matrix
Molecular function (GO): protein binding; tRNA binding
Source: RefSeq, a predicted model, not a curated record
GAAAAUGAGUUAAAAAUAUUGUUUUAUUUCACCGUUUUUAUAUAAUUCAAUAAUGUUUGCUUUUAUUUAAGUGAAAAACAAUUUUUAAAUCAUACAAAAUGGCAUUACGUUGUUUGAAUCUUUUAAAAAAUAUAAGAAGCAGUAAUGUAAUAUUACGCCAAAAUUUAUUAUGUACGUCGAUAACACCGAACAGAAUAAACGACAUUAAAAAAAACAGAACAGAAGACCGUAUAGCAUAUGUACGGGAUCCCGAUUCUUUUGGAACUUUAAGUGGCCCAAUCAUUAAGGAGACGUUGGAAGAUGAAGGCGAUAUUAAAGAGGAACAGUUUCUGCAAAAUAUUCCACUGAAUUCUCAAAAAUUGUCUACCAAGCAAUAUGCAGAUUUAAUAAAGCAGUAUUUAAAAUAUAAGAGAAUAAAAGAUGCUAUAGAUGUACUAGAAAUUAAGAUGCUUAAAGAAGAUAGAGUUAAACCCGAAAAUUAUAUUUAUAACAUAUUAAUCGGAGCUUGUGCUGAAGUAGGAUAUACAAAAAAAGCAUUCAAAUUGUUUAAUGAUAUGAAAAGACGUGCUCUUAAACCAACAGGAGACACUUAUACAUGUUUAUUUGAAUCAUGUAUGAAUAGUCCCUUUCCUUCUUAUGGCUUAAAAAUGGCAACCCAUUUAAGAAGUCUCAUGAUUGAAAAAGGUGUAGAACCUAAUAUAACCAUUUUCAAUGUUAUGAUUAAAACAUUUGGUAGAUUGUCGGAUUUACCAACAGCUUUUAAGAUUGUUGAUGAAAUGAUUUCUAAAAAAAUAAAAAUUAGAGUACAUACUUUUAACCAUUUACUACAAGCUUGUAUAGCUAACAAAGAGUCUGGAUUGAAACAAGCACUCAUUGUCUGGAGGAAGAUGUUGAAAAUGAAAGAAAAACCAAAUCUUUAUUCAUUUAAUUUGAUGCUUAAAUGUAUAAAAGAUUGUAAUUUAGGCACCAAAGAGGAUGUGCUUGAUAUAAUAGGUAUUAUACAAGAACAGAAUUUGCUUUUAGAUGUAAAACCUCAACAAUUACAAAUUGAAGCCAAUCCAUCCACUAGUCCCUCUCAUUCAAACAUAGAUUCAAUUGAAACUAAAGCAAAAGUUGAAACUAAAUUUUUAGAUGAAAAAGAUAAAGAGCUAACCAGACAGGCAGAAUAUAAUAGAACAAAAUAUAGCAUUGGGAUGAUAGAUACACAAGAAAACAAUUCUAAUGCAGGUUGUUUAAAUCAAGAUGGUUUUCACAUUGAAUUAAUACAAAGUCAGAAAAAGCUGCUUCCACAAAUACCAGAGAGGACAUUACCAAAUUUGCUUUCAAAAAUAGUAAAUAUCAAUGAAGUCUUAGCAUUUCAGGAUGUGCACACAGCACAAGAUAAAUUUGCCAUGAUUGGUGGACAAGAUGAUUUCCUUAAAGAAAUGGAAGCAUAUUCUGUAAAACCAAACAUCAAAACAUUUACACAAAUGCUCUAUGUCAUAGAUGAUAGUAUAGAAGCUGAGAAUAAAUUAAUGGAUACUAUGAAAAUACUUAAGAUUAAAGCUGAUAUAGAUUUCUAUAAUAUGCUUAUUAAACGAAGAUGUCUAAGAUUAGACUAUAAUAAUGCAAUAGAGGUAAGGAGUAUAAUGGAGAAGGAUAGUAAAUCACGCCAGCGACACCCUUUAAACAAAAAACAUAAAUUAAAAGCAAAUAUUAUGACUUAUGGUGUAUUAGCCAUGACUUGUGAUACAAAAGAAAAAGCUGAGAGUUUACUUUCAGAAAUGAAAGAGAAUCAGUUAAAAAUCAAUAUUGAAAUUUUGGGGACCUUGUUAAAAAAUGGUACAAGACAAACACAAUUUGGAUAUAUAUUAUACAUAAUGAAUAUUGUGAAGCAGGAAGAUUUGAGAGUUAAUGAUGUAUUUAUAAAACAUUUGGAAGGUUUUAAUGAUAAAUGUUUACACAUAAUAGAGAAGAAUAAUAGAGAACAACGAGAAAGUCCUGUAUUUAUGGCAGCUUACAAGAGAUUUAAUAACAUAUACAAUAAUUGGUUAAAAGAAAUGAAUGUUGAAGAAGUUUUAAAGCCUGAACAUCCUUGGAAGCAAUUCGUCGAAGCAAAUCCAACACCAAUACAAAGGGAAAACAUGAAAAUUGUUGAACCAAAAAAGUUUUAUAAGAGAAGCCGUAAAUUUAUACAUUAUAGACCAAGAUUGUAAAUAUGAAAUAAAAUAUAAAAUA